Marasmius oreades (fairy-ring Marasmius) is the source of this 1460-nucleotide messenger RNA. RefSeq lists its product as uncharacterized. Bases 114 to 1460 code for a protein of 448 amino acids. The transcript is spliced from 6 exons. Lineage: Eukaryota; Fungi; Basidiomycota; Agaricomycetes; Agaricales; Marasmiaceae. The record is from RefSeq and is a predicted model, not a curated record.
CCAAUAUGCCCCCCUCCUGACACACUUCAACGUUCAACUUUCACGCGCACGGGUCACGCAUGUCACCAUGCUCGACGUCCAGGCUUAGUUGAAGAGAUAAUUAUGUUGGCGUCAUGAACUCUAAUUCAGCGACAGAUUCUCGAGCUGCGAUUGCAUAUAUCGUCUCUACAGACCUCAUCAAAUGGUCCUCUCUACUUCCUUCAAAUCCAAAACGGUCUCUUUUCGUUCACACGCUGGUGAAGGAUCUUGAGCUACUAUCGCCUUCUUAUUCCGCUACGAGAAGGAUUCGAGUUGUACGACCACGUACAGCUACAUACGAAGAUCUUGAGGUCUAUCACUCGAAGGAAUAUCUCAACUUUCUGUUAGGAGAGGGCGAACCAGACCCGGAUGCUCUCCCUGAAGAUUUUGGUUUAGAGGAUGAUUGCCCACUGUUUCCUGGUCUAAACGAAUAUGUACGGGCAGUGGCAGGUGCUACGCUGACUGCAGCGAACGCGUUGAAGUUAGUAGACGUAGCGAUAUGUUGGGAUGGUGGCAGACAUCAUGCCCAAAAAGCUCGAGCGUCAGGAUUUUGCUAUGUUGCAGACUGUGUACUUGCCAUACUAAUCUUGAAGAGAUUCCCACCCAUGCCGCAGGCACGAGAUACUCCCGACAAGAGUUCCGCCAACACCAGAAAAGCGCGGGUAAUGUAUCUAGAUCUCGACGUUCAUUUCUCCGACGGAGUUUCGCAAGCAUUCUACCAACCAACCACUACUCCGGCUAUCAAGCCAAGAACUAAUUCGAAUCGACAGGUACUGACACUGAGCAUCCACCACACUUCACCUGGAUUCUUCCCAGCUUCACCUCUCUCCGGUCUCCCCCCAUCUUUAUCAGAAGUAACCCCCGCAAGUAACCGAUCCUUUGAUCCAUACACGCUUUCGAUCCCGCUCAACCGUGGUCUUUCGUCCCAAACAUACCGUGCCAUCUGGCCAAUCGUUGAGCGUGUCAAAGAUGCUUUCGAUCCCGAUUAUAUUGUCGUUCAGUGUGGAGUAGACGCGCUAGCUGGUGAUCCCGGGUCAAGUACUGAAUUCAAAUCUGUCGGAGUGGGCAACUGGUCCUUAGGUGGUAGGACGGGUGUAAGCGAAGUUGAGGAAGGAUCUCUUGGAUGGUGCAUUGAGAGGGUCUUGAGUACCUGGCAGGGGAAGAAACUUCUCCUUGGAGGUGGUGGAUAUCAUUCUCCAAAUGCAGCCAGAGCUUGGGCCUAUCUAACUUCAAUCGCUCUAGACAAACCUUUACAUCUCGACACUGGCAUUCCACUUACUCACGACGAAUUUCCUCUUUAUGGACCGUCUUUUACGCUCGACGUGCCGCCUGGGAAUAUGGAGGAUCUGAAUUGGGAUCGAGAGGAAGAAUCUCAGUUUCUCAGGGAUGCAAAGGAGAGGUUUGAAUGGGUCUGUAAAGUAUUAGAAAUGCAUCGUUUAUAA